This is a messenger RNA of Crotalus tigris (Tiger rattlesnake), 13124 nucleotides long. RefSeq names its product zinc finger protein 704 (gene ZNF704). Gene Ontology annotation, biological process: regulation of transcription by RNA polymerase II. The record is from RefSeq and is a predicted model, not a curated record. Gene Ontology annotation, cellular component: nucleus. The transcript has 9 exons. Lineage: Eukaryota; Metazoa; Chordata; Lepidosauria; Squamata; Viperidae. Bases 528 to 2075 code for a protein of 515 amino acids. Gene Ontology annotation, molecular function: DNA-binding transcription factor activity; RNA polymerase II cis-regulatory region sequence-specific DNA binding.
GCACUUGGAGGCGAGGAAGGCCAUAGCCGCGCUCCCAGAUCAGAAAUCCCUCAGCCGACGCGUGUGACUAGAGCGGCGGCGGCGGCGGGCAGGCGAAACUGCCGCCGACUAGCAUUUCAGAGGCAGGCGACUCCAGUCCGGGUUUUGGGGCUGAGGACUAACGAGCCGCAGGGAAAGGCUAGCAAAGGCUAGCUCGGUCCAUCCACCCAGCUCGCCCGCCCUUUCACCAACAUCUGGGAAACGCCGCUGACCUGCAGAGGGGAGCUUAUCCCAGCAGGGUCCCUAAGUCCUCGCCGGGCCAAAACGCCCGAUGGCUGUAGCGGCGCGCCCGGCCUUCCUGCCCAGCCCAGCGCAUCCGCUGUAAACUGCGGCUGCACCACCUCUGCUGCCUUGCCGCGAGUGCCUCGGCUAUAGCGGCAAUAGCCGCCGCCGCCGCUCCCGCCCCCUCUCUCAGCCUUGCCCACAGCCCAGCCGAGCCGAGCCCACUCCUCCUCGGUGCGGCGCGCUAAGCUGUGCUGGGCGCGGCCAUGCAAGCGCGGCGUCUGGCCAAGCGCUCCAGUCUGGGGAACCGGCGCUUGAACGCGGCGGGGCCGCCCUCGGCCGCGCAGCCUUUCCCGGAAUCGGGCAGUCGCGGCAUAGCGAAGACCGAAAACUCCUGGAGGCCGCCUCGGCGCGAGGGCUCGGCUGCCGCCCUCGAGGAGGAGGACGAAGAGGAGGACGUGGUGGUAGAUGUCGAGGAGGACGACGACGCCGACGAGACGGAGGAGCUGUCAGGGUCGGUCAAGGGCCACGCGGCCUCCCGGGUAAGCCUAAAGGUAACCAGCAUAAAGCAUGAAAUGACCUUUGCAGCAUUUCAAAAGGAAGACCUAAAAAGUGAUCUAAAUCAAAAACUCUCAGAUCAGCAAUUUUUUGUGUUGGCUAUGAAGGAGGAAGAUUCAAAAACAGAGACCAAAAAACUUGGCAGAAUUCAUGAUCAUGAAAAAGAAAAUACUCGUUCUAUCUGUCUUCUUGAACAGAAGCGCAAAGUUGUAUCUUCAAACAUUGAUGUGCCUCCUACAAGAAAAUCUUCAGAAGAAGUAGAUAUGGAUAAAGUCACAGCAGCUAUGGUUCUAACUACUUUAUCCACCAGCCCUUUGGUUCGCAGCCCCCCAAUCCGUCCUAAUGAAUCCUUAAAUGGAUCCUGGAAAGAAGGAGGAUUUGUGCCUUCCAGUACCAGCAGCAGUGGGUAUUGGAGCUGGAGUGCUCCAAGUGACCAAUCAAACCCAUCCACUCCAUCACCUCCCCUUUCUGCUGACAGCUUCAAACCAUUUCGAUUGCCAUCUCAAACUGACGAUGGCAUUGACGAAGCUGAAACUAGCAGUCUUCUUUUUGACGAACCUAUUCCUAGGAAAAGAAAGAACUCCAUGAAAGUAAUGUUUAAAUGCCUUUGGAAAAACUGUGGAAAGGUACUAAGCACUGCUGUUGGCAUUCAGAAACACAUCCGGACUAUUCAUCUUGGACGUGUAGGAGAAUCUGACUACAGUGAUGGAGAGGAAGAUUUUUACUACACAGAGAUACGUCUCAACACUGACUCAGUAGCAGAUGGAUUAAAUAGUUUAUCUCCAGUUUCACCCUCUCUAGCAUUUCUUCCUUCUUUUCCAUCCCAAGAUGUGAACAGAAGUGAACUGUCAUGUGCCAAAACAGAUGCUAAAGGGAUGACGCCUCUAAGCCGUUCAGCUCCUACCAACCUCUACCUCAUUCACUCUGACCAUGCUUACCAGGCCACAGCUCCUGUGAACAUUCCAGGGUCAGCCAAGUUCACUCCCAAUGGAAAAAGCUUUAGCAUCUCUUGGCAGACACCCCCUGUUACCUUCACUGGCCUUCCAGUUUCACCAACUCACACACGGCAUGUGGGGAUCGGAGAACAAAAGAACCAAGUCCACGCGGUUCUUUCAUCACCACCUAGAGCAUCAGUGGGCCUCAGAAAACCUAGAGGAGAGGGCAAGAAAUGUCGCAAAGUGUACGGGAUGGAGAAUAGAGAUAUGUGGUGUACAGCUUGUCGUUGGAAGAAGGCCUGCCAAAGGUUUAUUGAUUGAAGCCCACAAACAAUAUGGAGUUGUGUAUAAUAGGGUUCCCUUGCUGCAAGUGUGCAGUGUGACUCUUCCCACCUCACUGAGCGCUAAUGUCUAUAGAAGACUGGCACUCUAAAGCAAAUACAUUUAUUUCAAAGGGAAGAACUUCUCAAAAACCUAUAUAGGAAAAACUAACAAAAUCUUUACCAAGUUUUGAAUCAGGAGCAGCUAUAUGCAUCUUUCUUUAAAAGAACAGGAACAAAAUCUGUUUUUAAUACCUUGAACAACUCGCCUGUCAGGACAUUUGUCUUUAAUACUACAUCAUGAUCAGUAUUUCACCUUUGGAAUCACUUAAAGCCAAGAUUGAGUGAUGCUACUUUUCUUAGAAUGAAGUAAAUAAAACACAAAUACACACGUGCAUACACAGACACACUAAACUUUAGAAAUAAGCUACGUUUUUCUCAAGAGCAGCUCUCCCAGAAGUGGUAAAUAAUUCUAUUGUGAACAGACUUGAUUCAGCGUCUGGUGCUUGUCCUUCAAGGAUAAUGGAAAGAUGCUUUGCUAAAGGGGCAAGAAAUUUAAGAGUAAUCUCAAACUCAGACGUGAAGGUUGAGCACCUCUUGUAUCUGUCCCAAAGAAGGCUAGUUGGGGUACAAUCACCAGCAGUCCUAAGCAAAAAACAAAAACCCACACAUGGGAAAGGAGUCUGAUUUUAAAUGAACUUGGAUUGAAAUCAGCAUACUUACCAUCAAUAUUUGGGUUCCAGGAUAUUUUCUUAGAAGCAAGUACUGGAAAAUGUACAUCUCACAGUGCUAAAGGCUCUGCUCAGACUAAUGGGCAGCCCAGAGGACUUCAUCAACAUUAAUCAGGGAUGUGAUCAACCCAUCAGCUUUUCCCUGCUUUUUAUGCCAAUAUUAGGUUAACAUUUUAGUUCAAACAGCAAAUUUUCACUUCAGGGGAUAGAAACUAGAAGGACAAACUGGUUUUCCACUUCCCAACAUGUAAAAUACGAGUGCAGCAAAGCAGAUGUCUGUAUGUAAAAAAUUCCAUUGAUUAUAAAGUUCUUUCAAUAUCAGAAAUAAAAGCGUUCACGCUGGCUUGCACUUUCAUAGGUUUUGUGCUUUAGUGUAAUUUAAUCUUCAUUUGGCCCAUGAGAUAGACUGUUGUAGCUGUGGUGUAAAUUGAACUGAUGCUUGAGAAUCAGUAGAAAGUUUGGACAUCGGUUACUGAAAUAACGUCUCUGGAUUGCCUAUUGAAAUAAAGGAAUUCCUAUAAGAGCACUAUUGCAUAUUAAUAUAAAUACGGCUUGUGCUCAAGACCUUCCUGGUGGAUUUUGUCCUUUGAUAUUAACUCCAGUGGGAUGAGAUAGGUAUCCCAAGUUGGGAAAACAAGAGCAAGAAUGGGAGCCCUUGAUGCUGUUGUAUGAUGACAAGUCAGAAAUAAAUUUUAUUGGGGAAGGGGGGUAGAGGAAUCGCUGAUGGAAUAUAUUAUAAAUCACUAUUAUCUAGAGUAGCUGCCUAUAAUAAAUAUAAAGAAGCACAAAUUUUAAUUAAAACACAGAAUAUUAAGCUAGGGAUGACUCUCAUGUAAAUUUCAGAACGAUUAAGUUAGCUUUAACGCUAUGAUAAUAUUAAAACAAUUCAGGUAGGCCUGGAACUGUCUUCCAAAAUAAGGCUAUCUGGCUGAAAACACUUUUAUUGUACUGAUAAGAGUCUUUUUCAAAUAAGUAUUUUCAUCAGAUAUUCAUCCAGUUUUCUCCUUGUUUUCAAAAAGCGCAAUUUUCUAGCAUGUUAUUCCACUCAUAACUAGAGAAUAAAAAAUUUCUUUCAUGAGAUUUUGUAGGAAAGUAAGAAAAAGGGAUGAAAUCAACACAAAUUAUUUAUUCCUUUAUGGUUUGGUCUUCAACUUCAGCCCUUUUAAUUAUUUAUUCCUUUAUGGUUUGGUCUUCAACUUCAGCCCUUUUAACUACCUGUGUCUAGCAAAAGUAAGAUUUAGGAAAAUCUGAGGUUUUAUGUUCUUAUCUAUUUAUUUAACAGCAAAUUGUAUUUGUCAGGGAUUUCUUCAGAUCAUAUAUUUACCCAACCAGGCAGCUGACAAUUAAAUUUGAAAGAGUACAUGAUGUAAUAAUCACAUCCGCAUUCUAACUUGAAUGUGUUAUAUUGCAGUCCUAUAUUUGUGUUGAAAUAUAUCUCUGGCUGCAUGUGCGGUCUGUCCAAAAUUCACUAAUAAAUUGUUCUGACUGGGUGUUUCAUGGCCAGCAUACGUCCUGGAGGAAAUACCAAGUAUGGCUUUAUGUAUUUUUUCCUAAUUUCACAUACAAAAAAGUAAUAGAGUUUAUAUUUUCAGGUUCACUUUCUGGCAUUCUCAUUUAAAAGUUUCUAAAUGGUAGGACUAUAGGCAGGGAUCUGCUUGAAAGCAUAAAAACUUCCAUUGUAGUCAAAAUUAGGCUGACUAAUGGUUUGAGCUAACCAGACAGCUUAAUAAAAAUUAAGUUAACAUUCUUGAUAUAGAAAAAACAAACUCAAAAUCACCUGGAAAGCUAAGAGUGCUAUAAUGAAUUACUAAAUUUUACAUACAUUGAAAGUAUUUAUGCAUUGAUCUUAAUAAAAGUUCAGGCUGCAGUGUAUUGAUUUUCUUUACAUUGGACUUUAUGUGCAUCAUCCUAUUUUAUUCUGUUAGGUAUUUCUUUUCAAAGGAUGAUAUGCCAUACAAUUUUUAAAAAAUUAUAACUUAGUUGAAUCAGCUGUUGGUGUAAAUUGUGAUCGCAUGCCCUGGAAAUACCAAGACAAAAGUGGAAAAAAAUAUUCUAAGAUGUAUGGGUUGGUCAUUGUUGGAAAUAAGUGAUUUAUUGCAUAUUUUUCAAAUUGAGAUAGAGAUUAUAAUAUAUGCCAAAUAAUAUUGAUAAAUUUAUUAUUCUUACUUUAUGUUAUGUUCUCAAAUGUUCAAAGCAGAAGUAAAUACAUGAUAUUAUAAUCAGACUACAUGAUAUUAUAAUCAGACUCCGCAUUCACAGGAAUUUUAAACUUGGUCGUUCAGUAUUUUUAUUGCACAUUUUUCUAAUUAACUGCACUCUUGAGGGCUAGAAAUUUUUAAAGAUUGAAAAAUAAUCAUAGGAUAAUAACUAUUUGCCAAUCUCUGUGCAAUAUAGCUUUUGUAAGUUCAUCUAUUGUUUAUACCUAUCCUCAGUUUUUGGUUCUGCAGAUUUUCACUGAGCAUGUUCAACUUUGACAGAGAAAAUAUUUUUAUCUUUAUAGCGAUAUUUGAAAAACUUUUUUCCAUAGGUAGAUUAAAGGCAACAGACCUAAGGUAAUAUUUGCUUGCUUAUACUUUAAUUGAAAUUACUGCCAGAUAAUUCUGUUGGAUCUGCUGUAUAAAGAGAUAAACAUAAUGGAACUGCUGGAAUUUGCCUUGUUCUUCUUAGUAAGUGUUCCUCAUAACAUUGAUUGCAACAUAAUAAAUCCUUUUUAUUGCUGGAGAAUUUCAAUAGGGCUUUAAACACACCAAAAGACACAGGAAAUAGGUGCUAAUCAGAACUGUGCUUAGAAUUAGAGACAUGGUAAGCAAGGGGGUUGCAGUUAGCAUUUCAUAGGACUUUUUAAAAAAAUAUUUUACUGCUUACUUAAAUAUUCUUUUAUAAUGAUUUAUAGGAUACCACUGAGGGUUGAGGAGUCCAAAAUGUUUCCCCAAAUAUCUCCCUGAUAUUUUUCUUAACAUGUAUUCAUAAAUAUUUUAAAGCUCUAUCAGAGGUGAUAUUCUGAGAUCAUUAUUAGCCUGAUUUGACUAAACAAUGAUGUUGCAUAGUAGCUUCAGAGUGAGGGCAGAAAAUAUUGUCUCUGACUGUUUGUUAGAAAAGAGUUAAUAACUUUAACUCAGGGUUACUUUGAAAAGCUCUUGCUGUGCCUAUUUGGGCAUUUCCAACAUCUUGCAUGAAUACUGUUGUCAAACUUCUUCCAUGCCCAGUCCAAGACUACUUUCUGGUGAGUCAAAAUAAUUUUGAACAGCUGUUAUUACAUGAGCUUUAUGUAUAAAUAAUUAUCAUGUUAAAAUCAAACAUGAAAAGCUGCCAUUUUUUUUUCUUUUAUUCAGGUUUGUAUGUUCUUAUAAACCUGUUUAGAUUAUGUUCAGUGUCGUCAGAUUAUCACCUGUUUGCAUCAUUAUUUUAAUUAACCUCCCAAUCAAAGGAAUAUACCAGGGUUGUCAAACUCGCAACAUCACGGACAUGUCGUGACGUAUCGCAACUUUUUUUCCAUUGCCGGCAAUGGGUGGGCGCGGUUUUGCCAUGAUGCAUCCAGCCCACAGGCUGGUAGUUGACACCCCUGGAAUAUACAAUAUACAACAUACUUGUGCAGUUAGCUUUUGAUUAUUUAUUUUUCUGAAUUUCAAAAUUUCUUUCCACUAAUAAGAUUUAGCUAAAAUAAAUCUCAGUCAUGUAGUCCUCAACUUAUGACCACCAGAAUUCCAUUGUUAAGCAAGGCGGAUUUAUGUGAGUUGUGCCUGAUUUUAUGACUUUUUUGCCAUCGUUAUCAAAUCACUGCAGUUGUUAAGUGAAUCAUGUGGUUAUUAAGUGAAUCCAACUUUCCCCGGUGAUUUUGUUUCUUGAAAGCUGGCUAGGAAGGUGGCAAGCAGCCGUCAUCUUAUCCCAGGAUGCUGCAACUAUAGUAAAUACAUACUGAUUGCCAAGCACCUGUACUUUCAUCACCUGACCAUGGAGAUGCUACAACAAUUGUAAGUGUGAGGAUCAGUUGUAAUUCACUUUAUUCAGUGCUGUGGUAACUUCGAACAGUCACUAAACAAAUGGUUAUAAGUCAAGGAUUCCCUGUAUUCCAAAAGUGUGUUUUGAAGAUCCUGGAGUACCCUGGUGUGCAUAACAAUAAUAACCAUCAAGCUGAUGAAAUGGCAGAGUUAGUUUUUACUUUUGUUCGUCUUUCCAUUCUGUGCGCAGUCUGCAACCUGCCACUUACAUUUACCUAGUGCUUCAGCACUAUUAAAUUGCAGACAUGUCUUCCAAAAACCAAAUUUUAUUGGCAGACAAAUUAAGGGAUUAUGCAUUUAUGAGGGAAGAAAUAACUUCUUAUCUACUAGGUUCUGAUUCAACCAAACACUUCCUUGUGUUUAUCUUUAAUUGGGUCUUCUUUCUUAACAAUGAGUUCAACCAACUCCACUAUAAGAGUAUUAGAAUGCGCAAGUUGCACUUCUAAUCUUUCUGGAUUUAUAUUGCAUGACAAUCUGGGUUGUUUUAGAUGUCACACCAUGCCCUCUGGACACAGAAUACUAUUUUUCUCCCUCAGUUAAAAUAUUAAAAAAGUAAUUUAGACAAAUCAAGAAUAGUACUUGGAGUUGACUUUUUAAAUAAAAUAUUUAAACUUAGGUCUAAUUGAUUAGAUAUUUUAAUUGCUUUAAUUUGUGACUGUUGAAGAUUUUAAUAUGCAGUAGUUUAGUCAAAAGGAAAAAGAGACAACCGCCUUAUUGAAUGGUGCAAUAUUGCUUUUUACUCAAAAAAAGGGCUAACUUUUUGAAAUAGAAUUUAAGCUACUGUGAAGAAUAUUAAUUCAGUGUAUAUUAGAAAGUCUGUAUAGACAAGAAUAUUUUAACAAAUGAUUUUAAAUCAGUGUAAUAAGCUUUCCAAAAUAUAGCGUUUCCUUAAAACACGUGACUAACUUUUGAAUAUAAAUGCAAUUUGCAAAUCUUUUUUCAAGACAGAGCUUCACUUUCAAAUUUUAAUUCCCAGCAAAUUUUUCUUAAAUGUGCAUAUGGCACAAAGGGAGGUUAGCUAGAAACUCUAUUAUUCUUAAAAUAGGCAGAUAUUCUUAUACUAUUUUUUAGAAACUGCUUUAGUUCAAUUCUGCUGUAUAGGCAAUGUGAAAUUAAAUUUAAACUUUCCUUUAUUUUUUUUCUAAAUGUACAUCAGAAAAUGAAUCUUAUACCUAGAAAUCAUUGUUAGAGUUUAAUCCGCACAGUGAAUUAAUCUGAAUUUGUGAAUUUACAUCUGGAUUUUUCUGAAGAAAGAAGUAACGAAAAAGUCUUUGUCUACAAAACCCAUAAAUUAACUAAAGAUUAUAGGAUUUUAUGAUUUUUAAUUUUUUUUAACCAUGAUUAACCUGUUAGAGUUAAUCUGGAGGAAGAUAAGUGUAGAAGAAUAAAAAAAGGAAUAAACUUGGGGCUGGUUUAGGUGCAGCAAGAUUUACUAGAGUGGAGCUAAUAAAUACCCUUCAAAUGUUUUGGAACAACUUCCAUCAUCUCCAACCAGUUUUGUCAAUUAAUUGCUUGUACCUAUGAUAGAUAUUUCUUUAAAUUAUCAAAUAACUUAAGUUAUUCGGCUUCCAUUUUGGAUUCCCUUUGUAAGCUUUGAUUAUGCUGCUUCUUUGUAGCCCUUAAGCACUUUCAGUGUAUAUAUUCAUAAACUUUGAGUAAGCUGUGAAAUUAAAAUUUUCUGUGGUGUGAUGAAGAUGGCAGAACUUUAAGUAGGCUACUAGUCUGGCAGUGACGAAACACAAAAGUUAGUGUUUCUGCAAGAGAUUCAAAAAUCCCUAUCUAUGAACUAGCAAAGCAUAACUGCACACAUUGUUAAUUGGCAGAUGAUAGCAAAAAAUGGCAAGCUAGUCCUCUGUCCUCUCCUAUGUCUUCUAUUAAAAAUAUUUUUAUGUUAUUUUAUAUUAUAGUUGGGUAUACUGUACUAUAAUUUGGUAUACUAUUAUAAUCUAAAAUGUAUUGAGUCAUCGCGUUUCUUUCUUCUAUUCACUAUCCUUUAAGCCAAACAUUAUUCUAGGAUUUAAUUAGGUUUGUAGUUUGUAAUGAAGGACAAUAUCAAAAUGUUAUUUCUUGAAAUGGUUUCUCGGAGAUAUUUCUAUCAGUUUAUAAGAGAAUGUUUCCUCAGAUCAAGUUUCAAUAUUAGCACCAGUCAAUUUUGUGGAACUUAGACAUGGAUGAUCAUGUUAUUAGCAGCUUCCAUGGAAUUUAGAAAGGGAAGAACAUCUUUUUAUCCAAUCAGCAAUAUUUUUUUACUAAAACCAUUACUAAUAUAUCAUCUUUGUUAAUGUUUUAUUUUUAGAAUACAUGUCUGGAGCUAGCAUUCAUAAGAAUUAUUAUUAGUUCUUAUUACAUACACAUAACAAAUCAUGACGUUUUGCAUUAAGUUUCAAUAAGGGUAUGUGUUUUUCCAGGCAAAAUCAGUUGGCAUGAUGGGGUGUUAUUCUAAUAAAAGAGGUACAGCCAAAACAAAUACGUCAGCAGAUCGAGCUAAAAAUUAAAUUCUCCCUGAUUUUAAUUUAUAUUGAAAUUUAGUUACAUUUAAUGUAGAUCAAAUUAUUAAAUAGUUUAAAUAAAGUUCACAUGAUCAUUCCUUAUGUAGUUAAUAAUUUCUCCUGUCUAUGUAGUCUACUUUUGGAGGACUUCUUUAAGCUACAUCCCACUUCAUACAUGUUUGUUUCUGAAGCCAGGAAGGACUAUUGGAUCUUAUUGGCUUCAUUUUACUUCAUUCCUGAUUAAUUUUAAAUUAAUGGUCCUUAUUACAUACAAAAUAGAGUACUUUUUAGGUGAUUAUUCUUUGCUAGUGUUAAAACCCACCUGAUAGGGUUAUUGCUGUAGGGAAGGUAUAGGAGAAGGAAGCAAUAUUAGGUAUAUUUGUUGCCUUGAGUUAUUUAUAAAAAUAAUUCACAUCCAGAAUACCUGAGUUCAGUUGCUUUUUUUGUUUUUGAAAGACAUGGCAGAUUCAUAAACACCAAGGUUUAACCAAAGUUAAACCCAGAGGUUUCUGCAAAGUGAUCAAAGGUUUACAGAUGGUGAAAGCCUUAUGGCACUGUUGAAAUUUAAGCUUGGCUCCUUCUGUACUUACAUUUUGACUUUAAUGCACAUUUGAAAGAGGCGGAGCUUACGUUGUAAGAGUAUGAUGCUGCUUUUGUCCAUUUGUUGAAAAUUUUGGAUUCUGCAGACACAUCUGGUUGAGCCUCUGAUAAGAUCAAUGGACCAUAUAGUGGGGUUACGUAGAAUAGAAAAAAUAAUUCUAUAUGCGGAAGACUAAUUAUAUUCAUGUAUCUUCUUUACAUUUCAUGCAUGGCUUGUUUUGCAAAAGUUUUGAUAACUUUAUGAAGUCAAAACCUAUUCUUGGCCUACUGUUGAAAAAGUGUAUUCUAAUGAAGAGUUUUUUGUCAAAAUCAGAUCUAUCCGAUAUUGUGAAACCUUUUCCUACUGAAAUUGCUAUUUACUUAAAACUGGCAUAGUGUUAAUGAAUAUUACAGAGGCAUAGUGAACGUAUACAGAGAGGUCAAAAAAGGCAAAAUGGCAACAGUGCAAAAUGCUGCCCCUUUUUAUGGUACAUAUGUGACGGACAUGAAAAGGGUGGAGCAUCACAGAGUCAUGCCUAAAAGACUCAGCAAAUAUCCCAUAUAAAUUGGUUUGGGGAUUUUAUGUUAAUUUUUACAUUCUGAAAAUAGAAGCAUUUAGGUUAUUUCCACAUGUUAUACUAAGAAGUUAAGUGUAGCCAAUAUGAUUCAGUUACUCUUUCUGCAGAUGUUUCAAAAUGCAGUUUUACAAAUAUGUUACAUAGUAAGUGCUGGAUUUUGUGAAUGAAUGUAUCUGCAAGUGCACAUGACAUAUUUUCAUUUUUAACACACUUGUUUUGUACCAGCUCUGCAUUUUUCUAAAAAUCUAUUUAAGGAGAUACUUACCUAAAGUAGAAAUGGCAUAGGUUUUUAGAUGAUACAACUGAGGAUAAUUACAUACCAAACUAGGUGCAGUUUGCUUUAAAAGACCCACUGUUUAUGAUAGGAGUGUGACAAAACUUUUCCACCGCUAUCUAUCCUUGCUGUUUCACCACAGCUAGCAUAUUAGGUGGUUCUAUAUUUUAUUCCUUCCUCCCAUCGACUAUAAUAGAAUUCAUUUAAAUUUGCAAAUUCCUAGACAAGUAUUGGACUAUUUUUUGUGGAUGUACUUGAGACUCUGGUUGGAGAAAUAUACAGCCAUUUGCAUUACCCCUGGUAUUCCCUAGACUCUCCUAGUCAAGAACUGCCGGGAAAAAAUCUUGAUAGACAGCCCGUUCCAGCCUAGUCCCAGAGGACCCCCUAAGAGAAGAUCUUGCAAAGAUUUAGUGCUCUUUAAGCUGCUUAGCCUGCCUCCCAGGAGGCAUAGAUUGGCUUCUUUACAGAUAUGCUGAAAUCAUUCCUCUAAACACCGAGCACUCUAUAUUUUGUUUAGAUUUUGUCUAAUAUUUGUAAUGAAUUGUCAGCUGCUUAAGUGCAUCCAAUUGCAAUGGCUGUCAAAUUGAAAGUGAUUACAUAACUUUAACUCUCUGAGCUAUCCUUAAACUCAGUCGAAUUAAACUUUUCAAAUGCCUCAAACCAAUUUAUGUAUAGUCAAUGCUUUCUAUCUAGAUAAGCUUGAGAGUUGAAAUGCAAUCAUUUGAAGAGUGGAGCCUGGAGAUAAUGAUUUUCCUGAUGUAAUUAUUUUGAUUAAGCAACAAUCCUACCGUGCUGCUUUAUUUUAUAUACAAUUAUCCAAUAUUUUGUUAGCUGAUUUUGAGAAAUACUCUUUAAGAAACCUAGGAACUGUCCAGCACAGGAAGAAACAUUUCUCUCAUUCUACUAUGAUUCUAAUUCCACAUCAUAAUUCAUUUGUUUCUGACGAUUGAGAGGAAUCUCAUUGCACAUAUGGUGUUGAAGGACUGGGUGUUGAGAUAGCAUACAGACAUCACCAUCACUAGAGGGCUCUUUCAUAAUAUAUUUUACCCCUGUGCCAGGGGAGUGAUUUCUAGGUUGGCCUGGGAUUAGAUUCAAGCCUACCUCGAAGCAAUGACUGGAAGUGAUUAAGUAGUGUUAAGUAAAAAUCUAUCUUGGGAUAACAGCAGCCUACCUCCAGUAUGACAUGGGGACAGAUGGCAACUACCCUCGGUAUGAAUGCUGCAAAAUUGUGGUAUGUUUCAAAGCUUGCAAAGCUGUGUCAUAUCUCUGGGGUUUCCCUUUCAUUGGAAUCCAAAGAAUAUAAGGAAAGUGAGUUAUCUUUCAGGAGAGUUUCUUUUCUUAUCUGUUUAAUAUGGAAAAAUUCGCUUUAUAAAUAUUUGAAAGAGCUUCCAACUUUGGCACUAAUGGAAAUAUUGGAUACUUUUCAUAUAUAUAUAGAAGGUUAUUUGAAAAGAAGUGUUCUGUCUUUUUUAUAUAAUUUUUAAUCAAAUACAAAUAUUCUGAUUACUACGUCUUGGUUUCCUAUCAGGCUGUACGUGCAAAAAUAAAACUAGUUCAGGUCUCAGAAUCUUGAGUUGGGGGUGGGGGAACCAACCGUUUGAAGUGCUUUGCCAGCUUUUGGUAUAUGGUACAUUUUGUGUGUGUAUAUAAUAUAUGUAAAUUAUAAAUAAUAUAAAUAGAUUCAUAUGGUUAAAUAUUUAGUGUUUUUUCACUGUUCUCCAAGGAAACAAAGUGUUUUGUAUUGCUUUAUGAACUGAUUUAAAAGGUUUUAUGGGACGACUAAAAUAUUUUACAGUUAUUUUACCCCAGAAAUGGGCAGUUCUGCUCUGAUGUAAAUCUCUCCAUUGUUUUUGAAAGCAGAAUUUUAGGUUUUAAGCUGGUCCUUCUGAAUAGUACCAGGUAAAAUGCACUUUCUCAUGGCAUGCAGUCUAUUUUCUCUGAAUGAGCUUUCCAACCUAGAGACCACAACACGUUUACAUUUGUGUGUGUGUGAGUCCUGUUUUCUUCCCUGCCUAACAAGAGUUGCAGAACUUGAAAUCUUUAAUCUUUUGGGCGGAGAGGAUGGAAAGAAAAACAAUGUGCUACUGAAGUAAUAGGACAUAAGAUCUAUCAUUAGGAAUAGAUUAGUCCAUCUGUUAAAAUCCAUUGUAGUGAUAGUCUCAGUAAGUGAGCUGUGCUUUGUAAUUCUUGGCUGUGAGAAAUAUGCCUUUUCUUUACUUGUCAUAAAACUGUUUUACUGUUAAUGGUUAUUUCUUUGGUUGCAUUUGCUUGAACUUAGUUGGAAGACCUUAUUCAGACUGUUAUGAUGUCCAUAAAUGCAAUUUAAAUGCACUUACAAUUGAUUUGCUACCAUGGAGUUUGCUGAAUUAUUUCAUUUAAUAAAAGCCUUUGUGUAAGUGUU